AUGCAUCAGAGGAAUCAGCGUUAUGGACAUACUGUGGCCACCUCUGAAUAUUACAAAAACGCUAUAAAAUAUUUUAAAAACAAAUUUAAAAAUAAUUUGUUAAUAUUUUUGGUUAUUUCUGAUAAUAUGUCUUGGGCAAAAAGAAAUAUUGGAGGGAUCGAAGGAAGCAACAAAAGAAUAUUUAUCAAAUACUUAGAUAGCGGUUAUAGAGAGCUUGAUAUGGCUGUGUUAUCUAAAUGUAAUCAUUUAAUAAUCUCUACUGGAACUUUUAGUUGGUGGAGUGCGUAUCUGUUACAGACAAUGAAGAAUGAUUCAAAAAUUAUUUAUUUUGGUGAUUGGCCAAGGAAAGGGUCUUUGUUGGAAAGGAUAGUUAAAAAACGAGAUUAUUUUUUACCUUCAUGGAUCUCAAUGAAAUAA
Molecule: messenger RNA, 417 nt
Organism: Meloidogyne enterolobii
Lineage: Eukaryota; Metazoa; Nematoda; Chromadorea; Rhabditida; Meloidogynidae
Source: the annotation of a GenBank genome assembly